Pestalotiopsis fici W106-1 is the source of this 1458-nucleotide messenger RNA. RefSeq lists its product as uncharacterized. The record is from RefSeq and is a predicted model, not a curated record. Lineage: Eukaryota; Fungi; Ascomycota; Sordariomycetes; Amphisphaeriales; Sporocadaceae. The transcript is spliced from 2 exons. Bases 1 to 1458 code for a protein of 485 amino acids.
AUGGUUGAGACCAUCAAGGCAACACUUGAAACUUUAGCCAAAGACAAAUCAUUUCAGCAUCUUCAAAAGGUCAUCACUCAAAACAAGGAGCUGACUCAGGACAAUGAGCGUCUGCAGAGCCUCAACCAAGGCAACUUGGGCAACAUAGCAGAUCUUACAGUCCAGGUUCGAACUACCGAGAAAGCUGCGGAGAAGAGUCGUGCCGAGCUUCAGUCAUGCCACAAGAAGAUUACUUCGCUCUCUGAUAGUCAAGAGAAGGUUGCGAGUCAAGUAACCAAUCUUGUCAAGAAGCUCAAAGAGAGCGAUGGACUCAUGUCAGACUUGCAGAGAAAGGCAAAUCAAAAGCAGGACCGCAUCACAAACUUAGAAGACGAGUUGGCCCUGGAGAAGAAAAGGCUGGAAAGUGCUACAUCUGCUCAAAAGCAACUACAGACUCAUCUAGAUACUGCAAAACAGCGUUUGCUCGAAGCAAGGGCCUCUCUUGAGGGCUAUACAUCACUAACACGAGAAGUGGUCAAUCUUGAAAGAGAUGUCAUUAUCAGGACUUUGGAAACCAUCAUGUCGUCGAUUUGCACACUUCUCAUCACUUUUGUGCAUACGGAGCUAUCAACAGACGCCUUGUCUCGUGUUUGCAAAUUGGCCAACAAAUUCACCAACAAAUUCCCAAACAUUCCAAUGCUCAAUUCAAACUCCCCAGAUGCAAGACAUAUGCGCCUGGCCGCAGCCAUGUUUCUUGCUGCCCGAGCACUUGAGGAGCACAUCUUCCAGGCUACUUAUCUCUUGGAGGGUAAUAUUUUGUGUCAGCUACUUUCGGAUAUGGCAGAGACGGAUCCUGUACGCGAAGCACAUGUCCGAGCUGUGUUAUUGCCAGUUGAUCCGCCAGACGACUUGAUACAAAUACGCAUUCAACAAUGUGUACGACAAAUUGAAUCCACCGUUGGUCUCAUGGUGGCCGAAAGCCGCAAGGAAGAAUUCUCCUCUGCACUUGGCCAAGCAUGCGAGCAGAUUUGCCAGUACUGGAUGGGACUUCAAAGGGUGGAAGGAAGUCUUGAAGUCAAUUUCAAUCUACACGACUCGUUGGAUGAAGAUAAUUACAUGCUACUGUCUCAUUUCAUCCCGGAUGACCUCGAGAAGGUACAGCGUCCAGGUGAUCCCAGCACAAGAUCAAGCAAUGGGCAGAAUGCUGCAAAGAAGGGGCCUCAGUCUGUUAGUUAUGAGCAGGCUGGGCCAGUCGUAUGGCCUGCAUUCAUCUGGAAGUCUCCAGAUCGUAGGAGGGCCGUUUCUUUGCAGAAUUGCAUUGUCCUCAGUAUUGGUCAAGUCGAUAGUGCAAGAGAGCGAUCUCACCGGGAAUGGCGGCAGGCCAGGAGGGAAAGCACAAGCUCAACCAAACCCGAUGAUAGCAAAGCAGGCAAGGAUUUUUUAUCAGGAAGCUCAGCAAAAAGGUCAAAUCCUGGUUGA